Messenger RNA from Vitis riparia (riverbank grape), 2181 nucleotides. RefSeq lists its product as uncharacterized. Gene Ontology annotation, biological process: protein transport. The record is from RefSeq and is a predicted model, not a curated record. Bases 185 to 1855 code for a protein of 556 amino acids. NCBI's taxonomy places the organism in Eukaryota, Viridiplantae, Streptophyta, Magnoliopsida, Vitales, Vitaceae. The transcript has 9 exons.
AUCUCCUGCCCAAAAACCCUUUCAUCUUUCCUCGCCAAAACUGUGUCACCCGCUAGUGACCUACCAUCUUCGUCUCUCCAAAACAGCCCCUUCUCCAAUCCAAAGCCAAAACCCUUAUCUGCAAACCCUCUAGAAUGCAAAUCUCAACGUAGAACCCAUCGCUCUCAUCACCAAGAACCCGUCAAUGGAUUCACCAACUCAACCCCAGAACCCUCUCCACCACCACCCCCUCAAGGCCGCCCACCAAUUCUUCUGCUCCACUGCCUCCAAUCUCCUCUCCCUCCUCCCCUCCAAAACGACGCCGUUUUCUCCUAAACCAGCUCCGGUUUGCUUCCCAAACCCAUCGAAGAUCUGCGUCCCCCUCUUUUUUGCUUCCCCUGCCCCUCAACUUCCAUCCUCCGAGUCAGCUCAGUCUAACUCGGCGUCCGCGACGAAGGGAGAGUCGCCGGAGUCGGGCUCAGCGUUCCCGAAGGAUGUGAGAAUCGGCGGCCUGAACACUUCCGGGAAAGGUGGAGGGCCAGCGUUUGUGGGGCAGGUUUUCAGUAUGUGUGAUGUUUCUGGGAAUGGUAUCAUGGCAGUUUCGAAUCAUUUCGAUAUACCUUUCAUUUCGAAAAGGAUGCCUCAGCGGAUUAAGAAGAUGUUUGCAACAAUCACUAAGAGUGAUAAGAAUGGCCCUGUAUUUCGGUUUUUCAUGGAUCUAGGUGAUGCAGUUCGGUAUGUUAAAAAGCUGAACAUUCCAAGUGGUGGCGUGGGUGCAUGUCGUCUUGAUUUAGCUUAUGGGCAUUUCAUGGAAAAACCUCACUUAUUCCGGUUUGUUCCAAAUGAGAAACAGGUCAAGGCAGCCAACAAACUUCUUAAGAAAAUCCCACGAAAUGGUGGAAGGAAAAGGAUAGAUGGUGUUCCUGUUUUCACUGCCCAAAACUUAGACAUAGCAAUAGCAACAACAGAUGGGAUUAAGUGGUAUACUCCAUACUUCUUUGAUAAACAUACGCUGGACAGUAUUCUUGAACAAUCCAUCGAUCAUCAUUUCCAUCAUCUAAUUCAAAGUCGGCAUGUACAACGCCGGCGGGACGUAAUCGAUGACAACUUGGCAGCGGAAGUGGUUGAAGACAAUGCUGAGAGCCUAUGGGAGCCACCAGAGGUUCAAGAAGUGCUUGAUGAGGUGGGCCAUCCUGGAAUACCUUUGAGUGUCAUAUCAAAGGCUGCUGAAAUGCAGCUUCUGUAUGCUGUUGACAGAGUGCUGCUGGGGAACCGGUGGUUACGAAAAGCCACUGGCAUUCAACCAAAAUUUCCUUACAUGGUGGAUUCGUUUGAGAAAAGGAGUGCAGCUUCCUUUCGUAGAGCAUCUGCGUCAAAGAGAUUUGUUGCCAGCCCUGAAAUGGGAAAUGACAAUAAAGAUACUGAAGAGCUUGGCCCUUCUGACCCCAAAUUAGAAGAUAACACUCAAAGAGACCAAGGACAAAAUUCCGCAUCCUGGUUCCCCAUUUGGGAUUUGUUUAACCAUCCAUGGUCGAACAAAAGGCAGGAACCCCAAAACAGAUCAAACGCAAGAAUUGAAGAAUCAUCCAGGGAACACAUAAAGCAAGAAUUACAGCUCGCCCCGUUUCUUCCAAAGAUUACGAUGGUUGGCAUCUCUGCAGGGGAGUCUGGGAUGAGCAAGGUCAAUUUAAAGAAGACCAUGGAGGAUCUAACAAAAGAGUUGGAGCAGGCAGAUCAGGAAAAUGCAGUUGGUUGCAUUAACAGUGAAUUUGAAGUCGAAAAUAGGGACCCGUUGUUUGUAGCAAAUGUGGGUAGUUACGGCACAGGCUUGGUAGCAAGAAGUCCCGUUCCAUCGGUUCGUGGGGAAAACAAUUGAAGAGUCUGAUUAGCAAUAAGUUUCUCUUUAGCCGAGGGUUAAUGAUGUGAAUUCAUGUACGAUCCCAAAAUAAAAAGGAAAAAAAAAUUGUAAAUUUUCUUUGUAAUUUUCACUUUUAACAUGGCUUAUUUGCUUCAUUUGUUGCCUGUUGGUAGUCUAGUUUUAGGCUGACUGGGGAUGUCUUACCAAAAUAUUGUAAAGGGUGUUUGUUUGAUGGUUGGUAGAUUUUAUGAUUUUCAAAGGUUAGAUACUUGUGAGUUGUAACAGAAUGACUAAAAUUUAGUGGCAUUCUCGGUAACAUUAGGCUGCAUCACGUAUGGCUCGUU